This is a messenger RNA of Annulohypoxylon maeteangense, 885 nucleotides long. Its product is annotated as Fcf1-domain-containing protein. The record is from RefSeq and is a predicted model, not a curated record. Lineage: Eukaryota; Fungi; Ascomycota; Sordariomycetes; Xylariales; Hypoxylaceae. The transcript has 3 exons. Gene Ontology annotation, cellular component: small-subunit processome; nucleolus. Bases 177 to 773 code for a protein of 198 amino acids.
UCCCUUCCAGGGCGGUCGAGAUUUUCUAGAGUGGCAGAUCGCCAAUUACUUGCCUACCUACAUUUUGAUGUACACGAUCAACCUACACGAAUUGUUCCCGACAUAACCCCUUGAUUACAUUCCUCUCCCUCGCUUGGAUCACUUGCGUUCCAGAUUGAAUCGAACGGGAGUCCAUAAUGGGUGUCGCAAAGAAGACGCGCAAGUUUGCGCAGGUUAAGCGCAUAAUAUCGCGGCGCGACGCCCGGCUCAAAGUUAACCAAGAGAAGAACGCCAAAGCGGUCGCCGAAGCCAAGCCCAAGCCCGCCUCGGACGAGGUAGCGCGCCGCGAGGUCCCGCAGCUGCCCUCGCAGCUCUUCUUCCAACACAACGAGGCCCUCGUGCCGCCCUACAGCGUCCUCGUCGAUACGAAUUUCUUGUCGCACACCGUGCAGCGAAAGCUGCCACUUCUAGAGAGUAUGAUGGACUGUCUAUACGCCAAGUGUACACCCAUCAUCACGAGCUGCGUCAUGGCCGAGUUGGAGAAGCUGGGUCCCAAGUACCGAAUCGCCUUGCGGAUUGCGCGCGACGAGCGCUGGGAGCGGCUGCAAUGCGAUCACAAGGGCGUGUAUGCUGAUGACUGUAUAGUAGACCGUAUCAUGAAACAUCGUAUAUACAUCGUCGCCACCAACGACAAGGACCUCUGUAGACGGAUACGCAAGAUCCCCGGUGUCCCUAUCAUGAACGUCGCUCGAGGGAAAUAUGUAAUUGAGAGGCUACCUGGUGCUCCGCAGUAACCAGAGUCCGGGGAACAUACGAGUUAUGCAUAUGCAUUUGAGGCACACAUUUCGGCGUUUAGGCAAAGACUUCAGCUAGAGUUUACGGCAUACCACAACGGCGUUUCGAGGU